AUGGCCGCAUGGCUAACUGACAGCGGCCCGUCUGAUAUUACUGAACAAAACAACUUGUGUACGUUUUUAGUAGAAAAAAGGAACUCAAACAUAAGAGCAGACUUAAAUUUAGAAGCAUUCGAUAAGGAGUUUAAGGGGUUACAACCUUGUGGAUUCGAGAAAAGUGCGUUUGUUUCUGCCGUGACGUCGGAAAGUGUAUACAAUCAUAAUAGUGAAGUUUCAGAAGGAAAAACUCAUUUGGAAACGCAUGAUGAUUCGUCGGGAAUGUCGUCGAUCAAAAUCGAUUCUCAGAAGCAUCAAAUGGACAAAAACAAAAGGAAGACGGAGGACAACAACGCCCGUUACAGAUGCGAAUACGACGGCUGCGAGCGCACUUACAGCACGGUGGGCAAUCUGCGGACACACAUGAAAACUCACAAAGGUGAAUACAGGUUCAAAUGUCCAAUGCAGUCCUGCGAGAAGGCCUUUCUAACAUCAUACAGUCUAAAGAUACACGUCAGAGCGCACACGAAAACAAAACCCUUCAUUUGCGACAACAGCUCCUGUGGGAAGGCUUUUAACACUUUAUACAGGUUAAGGGCGCACCAGAGGCUACACAGCGGCGACACGUUCAACUGCAAAUCGGAUGGAUGCGCGAAAUACUUCACGACCCUGAGCGAUCUCAAGAAACACAUUCGGACCCACACGAAAGAACGACCCUAUAAAUGUCGCAUGGACGGUUGCGACAAGUCGUUCAUAGCGUCUCAUCAUCUAAAAGCCCACGGUCGGACCCACGCGCCUCCGCGGCACUUCGCGACCUUCGCCAGCGUCAGACCACACGUCGGCAAGCAACAGGCGGAAGCGGAAGUCGUAAACACGGAAGUAGCGAAACCUCUGAAUCCGGAACCGGCCAAAACCGAUAUCAUGUACUGGGACGGUCUCUUAGAGUCGUUCGGCAGGAUCACGACAGAAUCUAAUUCGACCGACGGGAGCCUGGAGGACGUGACAGUGGUCAACAACGAAUAUAUAACCGAAUGGCUGUUCGAAGGCACCGGCGCACCCAAAGACGCAGCAGCCUACGACAUUAACAGUAUUGCGCUGUCGCCCUUUGACGUCGACAAAACCGAUAAAAAAUACGAAAACACUUGGGUCGACGUUAACGGGAUCCAACCCACCGUCCCAGUCGACAACGGUAACAAACUCGAAGUCAGGUCCAAGGCAAUCCAGCUCGCCCUGGCCAACGAGGUAGAGCUCCAAGCGCCCUGGGUGGACGUGAGCGCUUUGGCCGCUUCCAUAUCCGAGACCCCGGUCACUAUUAAAGAGAAAUCCCCCGAAAGCAUAUUCACGCUGGCCACGUCCGUCCCCACCCACAUGCAGAGCUACAUCGACCUGAGCGCCGAGGGGCCCACCGCUCACGUCAUGACGCACGCGGCGCUGGCCCUGGACACGCCCAGCGUGCGCGACGUGGCCGCCGGUGUCUUCAACGACAGCGAGAUCGUCACCAACUUAGAGCCCGGCAAGAUCGACGCCGACCUGGACUUGUUCUUCAAGUCGGACGACGACCGCUCCCUCAACACCCCCUCGCCCUCUAAAGUGCAGCAGAACAUCGAAAUAAACCCCGCCAAUUCCGUGCUCUUCAACACCGACUUGGAUCUAGAGGACACUCUGUUGUUCGACAACGAGCCGCCCUCGGACAUGUACGUGGUCCGAACCGAGAACAUAUUCGGUAAAGAGAUAGCGAAGAGGAACGCUCUGGAGCAGGUGGCCGCCGACUGCGGGAUCUGCAGCUGCGAGGGCUGCACGUGCAACUCGGAGGGCGAGUGCAGGGACAGCAGCACAGCGGACACGUGCACGUGCGUGAACUGCGCGUGCGACCACUCGGCCAUGACGUGCGCGGCGGGCUGCGGCAGCGCCACCGCCACCGACCGCAACACGUUCCUGCACUACCACGAGAGGCACAAUAGCACCACCAAACUGGAAGACCUCGGGAUAUUUACGCUGCGCGAAUGCGACGACACCGCGACGUCGGCGCUGAACAAGAUCAAGUGCUCCUGCGACGGCUCUACCAAGUGCAGUAUUCUGAAUGCCGGCAAGGACCCUUGCUGCGGGGGCGCCAAGUCGUGCUGCGUCACCAUAUGCAUCGACAAACUAGACGCAUUCAAGAAGUUCCUAACGGACAACAGCAUGCUCGACGCGAUGAAGGUCCGCAGCGUGGACGACGACCUCAAAGCAUUGUUCACUGCAUUUAACCAGUUUGUUUCUUGCGGCGAUAAGGUUUGAUUACGUGUCGAGCGCGGAGUCAGACUCGGCAUGCUGUGGGCAAAGCCCACAUUAAGCCACGUCCACACUAAAGUGUGACGAAAUUCAUUGAUGCCUUUUAUUCAAGAAAAAAUAAGUUUAAGUUCUAAUUUUUUAAAAUCAGUCUAAUGAGGUAGUAGGGUUUAAAAACGUUGACAAUUUUAAUACGAUUUAACAACAGCAUUGCUAAUGAAAAAUAAAGCCAGGUACAGACAGGACCGACAUAUUUCGGAUGUUCUUAAACGUUAACCGUCAACAAAGCUCCGUCGCGUUAGUGUGGUAUAAGACACAUUUCGGUGCACAAAUAUGAGUAUUAUUUAGAGAUGGAGAUUUUUUAUUUGUGUGAGAUAUUUUUUAAUUGAUAUUAGCAUGAUUCGGUAAUUCUGAUUGUGACGGCUAGAUGGCGCUACCGAUAGUCGCGUUAAAAAGCGAUAAAUUUACACUAGUAUUGUUCUCUCUGUCGAUAUUAGAUCAUUUUGUUUGGG
This is a messenger RNA of Bombyx mandarina (wild silkworm), 2762 nucleotides long. It is a transcript of the gene MTF-1, whose product is annotated as Metal response element-binding Transcription Factor-1. Gene Ontology annotation, cellular component: nucleus. The record is from RefSeq and is a predicted model, not a curated record. Lineage: Eukaryota; Metazoa; Arthropoda; Insecta; Lepidoptera; Bombycidae. Gene Ontology annotation, biological process: regulation of transcription by RNA polymerase II.